Molecule: messenger RNA, 1323 nt
Organism: Clarias gariepinus (North African catfish)
Lineage: Eukaryota; Metazoa; Chordata; Actinopteri; Siluriformes; Clariidae
Gene: s100v2
Product: S100 calcium binding protein V2
Exons: 3
Coding region: 109-423 (104 amino acids)
Cellular component (GO): perinuclear region of cytoplasm
Source: RefSeq, a predicted model, not a curated record
UUUUUUUUGCCCCGAGUGGGAGGAUUCAGGAUCUCGGCCAAGAUGUGACAGCAACGGAGGAAGGUCGAGCACCAAACUGCUGAAGAGAAGGAGAAAGGAGCGGCAGAAAUGGCGCAACAGUUUUCAGAUCUGGAGAAGGCCAUAAACACUCUGGUCACAAACUUCCACUCUGCUUCGGCUGAUAAAAGCUCCACGCUCAAGACAGAUGAAUUCAAGAGCCUCCUUUCCUCGCAGCUGCCCAACUUCGUCAAGACCGGAGGGUCAGACGCAGGGUUUGGGGAGCUGCUAAAGCAGAUGGGGGUGAAGGACGGAGAGGGAAUAGACUUCAAACACUUCUGGUCCCUCAUCCAGAACGUGGCCUCCACCCAGUUCGGCCUGCUCAGCCACGAGAAAGUGUCCAAAUGCACCUGCCUUCUACUGUGAGCGCCGCUCUUCAGUUAGGUCAAGAUGGAGGGAUGAUUUUUACAUUGUCAUGUCAACAAAACAUUCUCUCUCUCUCUCUCUCUCUCUCUGUCUGUUUUUUUCCAACUCAAAACACUAAUGAAACUGGUAAAAAGUUUGCUUUUGUUGAUCCAUUGUAACAUAAAUUCAAGUCAUUUUAUUCAUCUAUUUUUCAUCAAAACUAGAUAAAGGGACCACAAACUGUACAAUUGCUUUAAAUCAUGAUAAACUGGAGUUUUGUAAAAAAUAAAAUAAAAUAAAAUAAAAAGCUGUCUAUUGUUUUUCGAAAAAUGUUUGUAACUGAAAUCUGUACACUGAUACUGGACGCUACAUGUAACACUAGUCAUUUGCUUUAACAUUACACUACCAGUCAAAAGUUUGUGCACCCCUCCUUAUACAGGGGCUUUGACAUUAACGCUAUAAAAUAACGCCUAUGGAGUUAUGAAUGGAAGUAUUAUAAUAAAAAGUAUUAAAACCUAAAGAUUUUAUAUUUUAAAGUCCUCAUGAGUGACAAGAUUCCAAAUAACCAGGAACCUCCGAAAACCUCAGGGCUGCACUGGAAAUCUGAAAGAAAAUUACUUGUUCAGGGGAAACGAUUCGAUUUUACCUGAAAUGCAUUUUAUUGUAAAAAACAAAAAACUUAACAAAUCCCUGAACAUUAAAUUUAUGGCACAUUUUCAUCAAAAUCUCAUUGAGCCAUUCACACUUGAGUUGUUCCUGUUCAAACUUUUGACCACUAGUGUACAUCAGAGCUUUAAAGCCGCUCGUACUUCUCCCGACGUAUUGACGUGAUUAUCUCAUAUUUAUAUUUUGAAAUUUUCCUCUUAUCCUAAAAUUGCAUUCUGAAGCAUUUGUUAUAAUUAAAGCCAAGCCAUUAUUAAA